Molecule: messenger RNA, 4415 nt
Organism: Molossus molossus (Pallas's mastiff bat)
Lineage: Eukaryota; Metazoa; Chordata; Mammalia; Chiroptera; Molossidae
Gene: ATF7IP
Product: activating transcription factor 7 interacting protein
Exons: 15
Coding region: 107-3952 (1281 amino acids)
Biological process (GO): regulation of DNA-templated transcription
Cellular component (GO): transcription regulator complex; nucleus
Molecular function (GO): protein binding; transcription coregulator activity
Source: RefSeq, a predicted model, not a curated record
AGCGCGCGAGACACUGAGGCGGCAGCGUUGGGGACGGCUGCGCUGAUCGGCGCUGUGGGAAGGAACUUGGUUCCCCCUCCCUCAUCUCCCCCCGGAAAGAUUCAAAAUGGAUAGUAUAGAAGAACCUCAGAAAAAAGUCUUUAAGGCCCGAAAAACAAUGAGAGUGAGUGAUCGUCAACAACUGGAAGCAGUGUACAAGGUCAAAGAAGAACUGUUGAAAACAGAUGUCAAGCUCUUAAACGGCAGUCAUGAAAAUGGAGAUUUGGACUCAACUUUACCUUUGGAAAAUAUGGAUUAUAUUAAUGACAAGGAUGAGGUGAAUGGCAUUGAAGAACUUUGUUUUAAUCCUGAAAAAAGUAAAUCAGAAUGGAAAGAAACACCUUGUACCUUAAAUGUUAAUGUAAAAAACAAGCCAGAUGAUAAUUUAAAGUAUGAACCUUUGUCUCCCAGUAAUAUAACUCCUGAACCAACCUCUAAAGUGACCACUGAACUAGCUUCUGGUGAUCAACCUUCAGGUGAUCUGGCUAUUGGAGAUACGCUGGUCUCUGGAGAUCUGGCCUCUGAACUAUUAACCCCUGGUGAUUCCACCUCUGGUGAUUUCACCUCUGGUGAUCUUGCAUCUGGUAAUCCCACCUCUGGUGAUCGGGUCUCUUGUGAUCCAGUAUCUUGUGAGCCGGUUUCUGGUGAGCCAGUUUCUGGUGAGCCAGUCUCUGGUGAGCUGAUGUCAGGUGAACCUGUCUCUGAUGAACUGAUCUCCAGUGAACCAGUCCCUGGUGAACUGGUCUCCAGUGAACCAGUCACCAGUGAUCCAGCCUCUGAUAAUCUGGCCUCUGAUGAUCUGGCCUCUGGAAUACUGGCCUCUGAUGAUCCAGCCUCUGAUGAUCUGGCUUCUGGUCAGCCAGCCUGUGGUGAUCUUACCUCUGGUGAUCCGGUCUCUGGUGAUCCGGCCUCUGGUGAUCUGGUCUCUGAUGAACUGACUGCUGAUAAACCAACUUCUGAAUUAGCCUUUGAUCCUACCUUUGAACCAAGCUCUGUACCAGUUUGUGAGCCAGUUCCUGACACUGAUAAUACAGAACCUAGUAGCAAUAAAGGUGAUGAUUUUCUUGAGAAAAAUGGAGAUGAUGAAAAGUUAGAUGAAAUUUUCUCAUUUGAUGAGAAAAAUAAAGCAGAUAGUAAUAUUGAUGCUGAUGAAGAAACUCUAGAAGCACAGGAUACAAUUAUUUGUUCGGCUCUACCUCCUGAAAAUGAAAAGAAGGUAGAGGAAGAUUCUGUCCCAGAACCUGCUCUUGGAGAGGAGGCUAUAUCUAGCAGUAUGGAAAUUGACCAAAGUGAAAAGAAUGAAGAUGAGAAUUCUACAGACCUUGCAGAAACCAUUAGUGAAAAUGUUAUAAAAGAUGACAAAAAUGAGGAUAUCUUAGAAAAUACAGAUUCUAUGGAGACAGAUGAAAUUAUUCCUAUUUUGGAAAAGCUUGCACCUGCUGAAGAUGAACUUACUUGCUUUUCUAAAACUUGUCUCCUUCCAAUUGAUGAAACAAAUCCAGAUUUGGAAGAGAAGAUGGAAGGUUCUUUUGGUUCACCAUCUAAACAAGAAAGUAGUGAGAGUUUACCAAAAGAAGCCUUUUUGGUCCUCUCUGAUGAGGAGGAUAUUUCAGGUGAAAAAGAUGAGCCACAAGUUGUAUCACAAAAUGAGACAUGCUCUCCAGAGGUAGAAAAUAAUGACAGGGACAGAAAACCAGAGGAAGAAGAACAAGCAAUACAUGAAAAUGAAAGACCUAAGAAAAUUGAAUUUUCCAGAAGAAAACGUUCUAAAUCCGAGGACAUGGACAAUGUACAGUCUAAACGUCGUCGAUAUGUGGAAGAAGAAUAUGAGGCAGAAUUUCAAGUAAAGAUUACAGCCAAAGGAGAUAUUAAUCAGAAGCUACAAAAGGUUGUACAGUGGUUGCUGGAAGAAAAAUUGUGUGCGCUACAAUGUGCUGUAUUUGAUAAGACUUUGGCAGAAUUGAAAACACGAGUGGAAAAGAUUGAAUGUAACAAGAGGCAUAAAACAGUUCUUACCGAAUUACAGGCCAAGAUAGCCAGGUUGACAAAACGCGUUGGAGCAGCUCAAGAAGAUCUUAAGAAAAGACAAGAAAAUCCACCAAACCCACCUGUACCUGUAUCACCUGGAAAGUCUGUAGUUGAUGUCAACAGUAAUAACAACGUGCCCUACAGAAAUACAGGUACAGUGAGACAGUUGCUGGAAUCCAAAAGAAAUGUAAGCGAGAGUACACCGCCAUCCUUUCAAACCCCUGUGAAUACAGUGUCUUCAACCAAUCUUGUCACUCCUCCAACAGUUGUCAGUAGUCAACCUAAAUUGCAGACUCCAGUGACUUCGGGUUCUCUGACAGCAACAUCAAUUCUUCCUACACCCAACACAGCUACAGUAGUUGCCACUACUCAGGUGCCUAGUGGAAAUCCCCAACCUACAAUCUCUUUACAGUCAUUACCAGUGAUUUUGCAUGUACCUGUUGCGGUAUCCUCCCAGCCUCAACUCCUACAGAGUCAUCCAGGGACUUUAGUGACUAAUCAACCAUCUGGCAAUGUUGAAUUCAUUUCUGUCCAGAGCCCACCUACAGUGAGUGGUCUUACCAAAAAUCCAGUAUCCUUGCCGUCCUUGCCAAACCCCACUAAACCAAACAACGUUCCUUCUGUGCCCACUUCAAGUAUUCAAAGGAACUCUCCUGCCAGUGCUGCACCAUUAGGAACAACACUUGCUGUACAGGCUGUUCCAACAGCACACUCUAUUGUACAAGCCACAAGGACUUCUUUACCCACAGUAGGCCCAUCAGGACUUUACAGUCCAUCAAAUAAUCGAGGUCCUAUACAGAUGAAAAUUCCAAUUUCUGCUUUUAGUACUUCGUCUCCUGCAGAACAGAGCAGCACUACAACCCCAAGAAUUGAAAACCAAACAAACAAAACAACAGAUGCUUCUGUUAAUAAGAAAGCAGCUGAUAGCACAUCACAGAGUGGAAAAGCCACAGGCAGUGAUUCAAGUGGUGUCAUUGAUCUCACAAUGGAUGAUGAAGAGAGUGGAACUUCACAAGACACUAAAAAGCUAAAUCACACUCCUGUGUCAGCCAUGGGUUCUUCUCAGCCUGUCUCUCGACCGUUGCAACCUAUCCAGCCAGCACCGCCUCUUCAACCAUCUGGGGUGCCAACAAGUGGACCAUCUCAGACAACAAUACACUUACUACCUACAGCUCCCACUACCGUGAAUGUAACACAUCGUCCAGCAACUCAGGUGACCACGAGACUUCCUGUACCAAGAGCUCCUGCAAACCAGGUGGUUUAUACAACUCUUCCUGCACCACCAACUCAGGCUCCCUUGCGAGGAACUGUUAUGCAGGCUCCUGCUGUUCGGCAGGUCAAUCCCCAAAAUAGUGUCACAGUUCGAGUGCCUCAAGCAGCUACAUAUGUUGUAAACAAUGGACUAGCCCUGGGAUCCACAGGGCCUCAGCUCACAGUGCAUCAUCGUCCACCACAAGUGCACACUGAGCCCCCACGCCCUGUGCACCCAGCACCCUUACCAGAAGCCCCACAACCACAGCGUCUGCCCCCAGAAGCUGCCAGCACAUCUCUGCCUCAGAAGCCACACUUGAAGUUAGCACGAGUUCAGAGUCAAAAUGGCAUUGUACUGUCAUGGAGUGUCCUGGAGGUGGAUCGAACCUGUGCCACUGUUGACAGCUACCAUCUCUAUGCUUACCAUGAGGAACCCAGUGCCACUGUACCCUCACAAUGGAAAAAGAUUGGAGAGGUAAAGGCACUUCCUUUGCCUAUGGCAUGCACUCUCACCCAGUUUGUAUCUGGCAGCAAAUACUACUUUGCAGUACGGGCCAAGGAUAUUUAUGGACGUUUUGGACCUUUCUGCGAUCCUCAGUCAACGGAUGUGAUUUCUUCUUCCCAGAGCAGUUAAACCUUGGAGCCUUUAUUGAUUCCUCUUUUAAAAGUUCCACUUUUUGGUCUUGUUUUAAUCUUGUGCAUGAUACCCAUUGUAAAAUCUACAUUGUGCAAGAUUUCUUGGACAAUUAUGUAUAUACACUACAUUUGUUUAUAAUCAGAGAGUAAAAUAAACUCAGCCCAUAAAGCAAGAACCUUUUCCUGAACAAUUCAAGCUUCAAGGUUUUGAAAUGUAAAUGUGCACCUUCCUUUUAGUCUUGAGGCUGGGGAAUAUGUGUGGAUGUUUGUGUGGGUUUUUUUCCUCCUAUUUAUAUGUUUAUUGCAGUGGAAUCUCCUGUUUUCACUCUCAAGUUUACCUCUCUUCUAGUAUAAAGUAGAGCAAAGCAUCUGAGGUAUGUAACUGGCAUGAUUCUGUUCUACGUGAUCUGUAGGUGCAUAGUUAAAAGAUUUAAACAGAAUCUAAACAAGAUCCAAAGGAA